Messenger RNA from Diorhabda carinulata, 2258 nucleotides. RefSeq lists its product as uncharacterized. The transcript has 3 exons. The record is from RefSeq and is a predicted model, not a curated record. Gene Ontology annotation, cellular component: chitin-based extracellular matrix. Gene Ontology annotation, molecular function: structural constituent of chitin-based larval cuticle. The coding region runs from base 483 to 1343 and encodes 286 amino acids. Lineage: Eukaryota; Metazoa; Arthropoda; Insecta; Coleoptera; Chrysomelidae.
AGAUUUGUUCAAGUGACAGUGUAGUAGUGACACAAGAAUUGUGACAGGCAAAAUUUGUCACAAUUUGUAAUUUUUAAGAAGUUUUAAGUAUUGAGUAACAAUCCUAAGAUUGUUCAGCAAGAGUUUUGUUAAUCAAAACAAGUAUCGUUUAACAAAAAAUAACCCAAAACCCACUGAAAAUAACAACACCUAAAAUGAAGAACUUUGGAAGUAUAAACAUAUAUAACAGAUCCAAGAAAUUUAUUUUCUAGUUUACACAUUUGAAUUUAAUUAUUACAAAAAUUUAAGAGUUCAAAUGUACCUAUGUACAUCUGUAUUAUAACAAAUACAUCGAAUGAAAUUAUUAAUAAACUGAUUCAAAACUGAAAAUUGAAACAUAACCUUGCUAGAAAAGUACGUGGGGAUAGGUAUAAAAGCUUUCAUUUAAGGAGGGUGCGGCUGUUUACGUCUUUCCGUACCGAUACAUUAAGUGACCGUUCCAGAUGAAAAUUUACGUUUUAGCAGCGGCCGUUGUUGCCGUAGCUGCCGCAGCUAAUAACAACAAACAGUACACCACGCCUGUACCGAUUCUCAAGCAAAUCGACAAACAUAACGAAGACGGCAGCUACAGCUACGGUUACGAAGCUGCUGAUGGCACAUUCAAAAUCGAAACCAAAUACCCAAACGGCGAAGUAUACGGCAAAUACGGAUACAUCGAUGACGCUGGUGCUUUGAGGGAAGUAGAAUACGGGGCUAGUAGAAGAGGCUUCGAACCUGCCGGCAAUGAAAUUCAAGUAGCUCCACCUACUCUUAAUUCUGAUCGUAAUGCUAUUCGUCCUCUCGGGCCCGAAGAAGAAGACGAUGGACAGUACCGCGAAGAUCCUGCAGAUUAUUACAAAAACGAUCCUUACACACAACCCCGACAGCCCAUCAAUAACCCAACACCAAGAUAUCGUCCGGAAUCCGUAUAUAGACAAGAACCUGAUACUUUCGAACCUGAAAUAGUCCAACCGUCCUACAGACCCCAACAAUCUUAUAGAGCGCAAAAUACGUAUCGACCUCAAACGUCGUUCAGGCCUCAACAAUCUUACAAACCUCAGAGUUAUUAUAGAAACGAUCCGGAACCUAGAUAUUACGAACCGGAACCUCAACCACGUCCGCAGCCUGUGUAUCGACCACAAUCAAAUUUCGGUUUUCGAAACGAUAAUAAUAACAAUUGGAAUCCUACGCCCGCACCUACUUGGAACAAUAACCCCACUUGGAAUAAUCCCCAACCGAACGGCGGCGGUCCGUCUUGGGCAGGAAAUCCGGCUCAAAACGUCGAUAUUUCUACUGGAUCAUACACAGUUCAAUACAAGAGAUAAGAACUGAGAGAUUUGUAAAAAUUGUACAAUGGAAAUCAAUUAACGGAGAGAGUUUUUUUCAUUUUGGAGAAAUUUAUAAUUUUGAGGUUAUGUUGUUGACUUAAAAACCUUUAACUUUAACUAUAACUGCUGCAUCUAAAUGUCAUUUACCUAGUCUGUACAUCUUUGAGUUGUGAUAAAUCUUCUCUUUCCAUAUGCCGCUGAAAUAUCCUAAAAUCCUUUUCAAUCACUUCUUAUCAUUCGCCUCCCUUUCAUCGACAUCACCACUUCCUUUGGUUCCUUCUCCUUCUUGGAAGAAAAAUUUUCCUAUAAUCGACUAUUCAUAUCUUUUAUGAUGAUGCUACCAAAACUGACUCUCGUGUUUUUUGAGCAGUAACUCCUUCCGCUUACUUAUACAUCAUCAUUAACGCUUUGAAAUAUAUCUCUAACUGUCACAAAGAUGUCGCUAUAUGUACCAAAUCGCCUAUUUCGCCUAUAUAGUCAAAUAAAAUCAUGUUAACUGAUCAUCAAAUAGUCGAAAACAUAUGUGGCGACAUCUAUUAGGAGAUUUGGUGAUGUAACAAACAUAACCUAUAAAUUUGAAAUUUCGUAACGAUCAUUAAUAAUUGAUUCUCAUUUGAACGAAAGUGAUUCGCACUUAGAAAUACAAUUUUGUAAUUUAUUUGUAGUGCAACAUCAUUAGGACAUCUUUUUAUGACUGAAAUAUACAGGUUGUUCCUUGAUAUUAUAAUAAAAUCAUUUUUUUUUCUUCUGAUAUUUUUCGUACUAUUCCCGAUUAUACGUAAAGAAGACUAGAAUUAAUUUCAAACAAAACAUCCUGUAUAUUAUUUAUAUAGAUUCUCCCUAUUUGAUGUUGCAAAUUUUAUUAUUAAACUAUAUCUAUUAUAUUCAAUGGAAAUAUAAUUUUUUAUGGAA